ACAAUGACUCGGUAAAUGAUGGCUAUUAGCAAGGAAUGAGAAGGUCACGUUUAUACAUUUCAAAAGAAUCCAACGCUUCAAAGUGUCUCGUAUGAGAAGAGAAGGAAUUUUGCUUUCAUCAGAAAAAGUAAUCCACUUUGAAACCUAGAAUGCCAAGUAUCGACACCUGUUGGAAGCAAAGAAAACAACUCAAAACGCCUAGUUUUAUUUCUUUUGUCUAUUGUCAUAACCACAACAACCAAUAUGCUCUUCGUUACAGACAAAGUCUCUUGAGAAGAUCCUGCCUUCUUCCGUUGAAACCAAAGAAAGGAAGGAAUAGCAAUCUUGAUUAUUUUUGUGAAGCUUCCAAGUCUGAAUCCUAUUCAACGUCUUCAGGAAACGUUAGUUCUACUCAAUCUUUAAGUUUGACUGGGAAACUUUGGAAAACUUACACAAGUACAACUACUUUAUUGACCAACCUCUUUCCACUCUGGACUUUAUUAGUUGCUAUGGUAGCUCUAAAGAGACCAAAGACGUUUACUUGGCUAUCUACCCCUUAUUUCACUUUCACUUUGAGUGUUCUUAUGCUCAGUAUGGGAAUAACCUUAUCACCUCGAGAUUUCAAACGAAUUUGGAAGAGACCUGGUAUUGUAAUACUGCAGUUUUGUAGUUGCUAUUUUCUAGUUCCUUUAUUAGCUUAUCUUUUGGGGCGAUUGUUCAAGUUACCAUCCGAUAUUCUUGCUGGUCUUGUUUUGGUAGGCUCAGUCAAUGGUGGACAAGCUUCGAAUCUAUGUACUUAUAUAGCAAAAGGAAAUGUAGCUCUUUCGGUAAUAAUGACAACGGCAACCACUUUAGGAGCUAUUAUUAUGACUCCAUUGCUUUCCCAAUUUGUGUUAGGAACCGUUGUUCAAGUCAAUGCACUUGGAAUAGCAUGGUCAACCAUUCAAGUGGUAUUGAUCCCUAUUGCAUUAGGUAUGGCAUUGAAUAGGUAUUUCAAGUCGUUUGUCGAUAUUAUUCUUCCCGUUUCUCCCGUUAUUGGAGUUAUGGCAACAUGUUUGGUUGUUGGUUCUGCUGUGGCUCAAUGUAACCAGUUGAUUCUAAAUGCUGGAAUAUCUUUACAAAUUCCUAUUUUCUUAUUACACUUGAUUGGUGGAGUUUGUGGGUAUUUUCUGCCUCAUUUUUUGGGUUAUAAUGAAGUUGUAUGUCGUACAGUAGCAAUUGAGACUGCAAUGAAGAGUAGUGCCUUUGGCUUUGUCUUGGCUUGUUUGCAUUUUGCAGCAUACGGAGUACGAGUGCCUUGUGCAAUAUCUGUUGUUUGGAUGUCACUUGUUGGUUCUGGUUUGGCUGUGUUUUGGAGAUAUAAGCCUGUGCAAAAUUUGAAAGGGUUCCGAAGUGAUUUGGCACAACGUCUUCGUCAAAAGAGACAAAUGGAUGAAAUGAAAUGACUGAUAUUUCAUGAGGAUAAGGAAGACA
Galdieria sulphuraria is the source of this 1452-nucleotide messenger RNA. RefSeq names its product bile acid:Na+ symporter, BASS family. The transcript is spliced from 2 exons. Gene Ontology annotation, cellular component: membrane. NCBI's taxonomy places the organism in Eukaryota, Rhodophyta, Bangiophyceae, Galdieriales, Galdieriaceae. Bases 150 to 1424 code for a protein of 424 amino acids. The record is from RefSeq and is a predicted model, not a curated record.